Pygocentrus nattereri (red-bellied piranha) is the source of this 914-nucleotide messenger RNA. RefSeq names its product carcinoembryonic antigen-related cell adhesion molecule 6-like. Lineage: Eukaryota; Metazoa; Chordata; Actinopteri; Characiformes; Serrasalmidae. Gene Ontology annotation, molecular function: integrin binding. The record is from RefSeq and is a predicted model, not a curated record. Gene Ontology annotation, biological process: cell adhesion. Bases 1 to 465 code for a protein of 154 amino acids. The transcript has 2 exons.
AUGUUCGUCCGGAAGGAACUGAUGUUCGGCUUGUGUGCUUUCCCUAGACAGACUUCUCCGACCAGCACCCAGCCUAAGUCAAGACGUUGGGCGAAGGGUGCAUUGACGAAGAAUCAUUUUCUAAAGUGUUUUACACUCUUACACUUACGCAGUGAGCUGGUUCUGAGCUGUUCAGCUCAUGGUAACCCCAGUCUUCAGUACUCCUGGAGCUCACCUGGAAACAAGAACCUCACAACCUCCUCCAUUUUCAUCAACAGCGUCCAGUCAGAGGAUCAGGGUCAGUACAUCUGCACUGCCUACAAUGAUGAAGGCUCUGAUUCAGUGACUGUGGUGGUUCACGUUGCAGUGGACUACAAGCUGAUCAUUGCUGUCUGUGCUGUGGUUGGCGUGGUUGGCUUGCUGAUUCUUUCCUGGUGGUACUGUUACCGACGCACCCACAGUGCCACUGUAUCCAGAAGAACCUGACAUCAUAUACACACAAUGCCAACGUGGUCCACAGAGACGAUGCUAAUGAUGCUAAUCUACUCUUGAACAGAAUCUCAUAUCAACAUGGAGUUUUUACUCAUGGUUUUAUUUUAACUUCACAAUUUUAACAACAAUGCAAAAUAUUCAGAAUCUUGUAGAAUCCAUGCACAGUAAUAUUCAUGAGGCAGUGGAGGCCAAAGGAGGCACAUCAGAAUCAGGAUGAGGAUCAGAAUACUGUAUUGAUCCCAGAGGGAAACUGCAGUUGUUACAGUUGCAACCAUUUAUGUAAAAGAAUAAACACUUUAAUCGUUUAAAACAAAAAAGAGAAAUUUGCAGUAUGUACACAAGAUUUAAAUACAGUGAAGUGACUGUAAUCAUAAAUAUGAAACAUGCUGUGUAAAGUAGUUCAAAUUAUUGUACCUCUGAGUUGUUGCACACACAGUUAUUAU